UACCUGCGUUGCAGGCAGGUCUAGGAUAAGUCUCAGGUGGUGUUCUUGUUUAAUUUUGUAAGCUACUUCAUUGUUUCAGGCAUGUGUCGGAACCACAGUGGAGAUCAGUGGAAAAAAGUUUGCCGUUCCGACCACUGGAGAUCAGUAGUCGGAACGGUCGAGACUUCUAGCUGCUCUAGUAUGACAGCUUCCGGUCCUCUGUACUUCCGUUAGAAACACCAUACGUUUUUAGACAUGGAGCGUACCAAAUUUCAGAAUGGCGACGACAGAGACGAAGUCUUUGUGCAAACUGUGUGCAAGGAGAUAACGAAUUUUGUACAAGGUGAUGUUCACAACAGUGUGCUGAUCUUUCCAGUCCUGCCGAAACGCGAGAGAUUCCUGACUCACAAGGUUGUUGAAGAAAAGUUUGAAGACCUGUGCAGUUUCUCACUGGGAGAAGGCGUUUGCCGAAGGACAGCUGUGUGCCUGAAGUCGCGGCUUAUUUUUGCAUUUGAAAACGGCUACUGCUUAGAUGAGGCAGCGCGAAAAGUAGCUUUGAGGCUUUGCAGAGAGAAAGGGCUUCCGGUCGAUUUCCUUUCACAUAGCAUCAAGAGACCGUUACCUUCAAGCAGAGAGAUGCAAGCACCGAGGCCAACACGACAGCGGCAAAGGCGCCCAGAUAUACAGCUUUAUGUGCCACGGGGGCGCAAAGCUGAGGCCUUGAAAACUGAUGCAAGAGAUGCCCCUGCACAAGAAGCAAGGGUGCCUUCACAGCAUUUGCCGGAAAGCGAAGCACCAGUACCUACAACAGAUGCAGCAGACCCUCAGUGCAGAGAGAACACUGGGGCUCACCAUGAAGAUGCAAGUACAGAACACAACAGAAAAGCUUCUGCUCACUUGAUUGAGGCAACUAAUGUGUGUGCACAAGCAUGGGUGCCUUCACAGCAUUUGCCGGAAAGCCAAGCACCAUUAGCAACAACAGAUGCAGCUGACCCUCAGCUCAUGGAGGACACUGAGACUCACCAUGAAGAUGCAAGUACAGAACACAACAGGAAUGCUUCUUCUCACUUCAUUGAGACAGCUAAUGUGUGUGCACAGGCAAGAGUGCUUUCACAGCAUUUAGCGGUAAGCCAAGCACCAUUACCAACAACAGAUGCAGCAGACCCUCUGUGCAGAGAGGACACUGGUGCUCACCAUGAAGAUGCAAGUUCAGAACACUAUAGGAAAGCUUCUGCUCACUUGAGCGAGGUUACUAAUGUGUGUGGCAUGGGUGGUGAUGUCGAGUGUACUGGCCUGGAAGACAGUAACUGUGAUGUGCUCUCAACAAGUGGAAAUUCUGAGAACGGUGAAGCUGUGAUCCAAGUAUGUUUAUCACUUUCACAGGAAAAUGAGAAUGAUUACUUUAAAAAAACAGAAGAUGAAGGUUCUCAAGAAGUGAACUCAUUACAGGAGUUUUCGUCCGUUGUGACAGAUUGUGCAGGUAUGCAAAAAUAUAGAAGCCUGCUAGAAUCCCAAGGUGGGGUUGGAAUUGUAGUGGGUAACAGCGUUGUCAGAACUAGCGAACAGACUGAACAUGCAGCACAUGAAGAACCGCCGCUUACAAAUCAUUUGGAGAUGGCACACUCUUAUGGUGAGCAUGUAGACACUGCUGGAGAUAGCACUGAAGCAAGCAUCGAAGAGAACCAUAAGGAUGCUGAGGAUUCAUGGGAUGCCCUUUUUGAUGAAACAGGGGAAUGUGUUGCUCCAGAAGUUUUGAAAAAUAUCACUAAGGCCUUGGGUGACAUUAAAGUGCAUCAAGCAGAGCUUGAUUACACCAAGUUUGAGCCUCGUAUUCCUGACCUCUCAGAAGCAGAGUAUGGCCAUGUCCUUGAGAUAUAUGAUUUUCCUGCCGAAUUUGAAACAAAAGACCUUGUGACAGCACUGUCAUCUUGCAGAGAUCAGUUCAACAUUAAGUGGGUGGAUGACACCCAUGCAUUGGCAAUUUUUUCGACGCCAUUUGCUGCAACAGAAGCGCUUGGCCUACAGAAUUCACUUAUGAAGAUGAGGCAUGUGUCUGAAGCCUCCAAGCAGUCCAAGCUGAAGAUUAAACAUUGUAGUGAAUUCUUGAUGCCUUACAAGCCUCGACCGCAGACGUCUGCUUCUGUGGCACGCCGUUUGGUGAGCGGUGCCCUUGGCAUGCGGGUGAAUGUGGAUGCUGCACAACGAAGGAAAGAACUGCAGAUGUUGAAAGAGGCCAAAGGCAAGAAAAAGACUGCAGCCAAGCAGCGAACUGACGUGUGGAAUGGAGACGUGUCAUGACUUGUCAGCCUUGCUCACUGGCUUGCAAGCCCCGAGAAGCACAGCACAGCCCUGGAAGCUACUUCUUGUACAUCCUGGC
Messenger RNA from Dermacentor silvarum, 2356 nucleotides. Its product is annotated as R3H and coiled-coil domain-containing protein 1. Gene Ontology annotation, molecular function: nucleic acid binding. The coding region runs from base 235 to 2277 and encodes 680 amino acids. The transcript has 11 exons. The record is from RefSeq and is a predicted model, not a curated record. Lineage: Eukaryota; Metazoa; Arthropoda; Arachnida; Ixodida; Ixodidae.